UAUGAAUCAGCAGCCACACCAGGCCUCAGUUUGGCCACAUCUGGAGGACUGGGGUGAGGGCGCAACAUCGCAAAAUACUGGCCCCAGCUCAGUCACUCAUCUCUUUUUGGGCUGAAGAACACAAUACCCGGAAAGAAGCCCAGCAGAAAUAUUUGUCUGCCCUCACCCAGCUGCCUCUGCCGGUACUUGCUUUCCAUCUGUCCACCCACUGCAGUCCAUGCCUCAUGUCACCUCUCGAGCACCCAGGAUGCCCAAGAGCAGGUGUCCUUCAAGUCUUCCUGCAGACAGGAAUAUCUCUUCAAGUUUCACCCAAGUGAUAGUGAAAACACCAGCCAACCAGGAAGACUUUACAGUAGCUGAUGACAUCUCAGUGAGGGAGUUCAAGGAGAAGCUUUCGGCUCACUUCAAAUGCCAAACGGAUCAACUAGUGCUGGUCUUCAUGGGCCGCCUUCUCAAAGACCAGGACACACUGAGUCAGAGGGGCAUUACAGAUGGCCACACCAUCUAUCUGGUCAUCAAGUCCAAGAAUGGCUCCAGAUCCCUGGCCCAUUCCUCCCAGAACCUGCCAGCCGAUGAUUGCUCCCACCAGGACAGACACAUCAAUGGAAACAGCAGUGGGGUGUGCCAACCUAUUGGUAUGAGACAAGCCCCAGUGAAAUCAGGUCAGUUUGGUGAGUCUCAUGUGCCCAAGGUGCAAAACCAGAAUCUGGAAGUGAACAGUCCACAGUGUACAGCACAGAUGCUGGAGAGUCUUCAUGUCCAGCAGUUCCUGUCCAAUGUGGAGUUCACGCAACAAUUCAUCUCAGAGAGUCUAGAUAAGCAACAACUAAUACAGCAGAACCCAGAAGUUGCCCACCUCCUUGACAAUUCUGAAACCCUGUGGCAGACUCUGGAGCUGGUCAGAAACCUUGCCAUAAUUCAAGAGAUAAUGCAGACCCAGCAACCUGCACAGUCCUUGGAACAUUUGCCGAAACCACAGCCUUACCUGGGCUUAGAGACAAUUCCAGGUGGGAACAAUGUCAUGGGUCAGAGCUAUGCUGAUUUCAGUGAUCAAAUGUUCAACAGCAUGCAAGAUCCCUUUGGAGGCAACCCUUUUACUGCCCUUCUGGCAGCACAAGUAGCAGGACAAGUCCAACCCUCACCCCUAUCUCCACCAUCAUCCCAGGAACAGCGAGACCAGCAAGCACAUCUCCCUACAACCCAAGUAAUCUGUACUGGUUCUUCUGGUUUAUCCACAGUCACCCCAACCAAUGCUACCUCCAAUAGGCUCAACUACCCUUCCAGAACCAACACUGCCAUGAUCUCCACCAAGGGCCAAAGUCACGUCUGUGCCAUUCUGCAGCCAGAUGGGAUGCUGGCUUUACCUGGUAUAGAAGUCAUUCAGCAGCUCCAGGAAGAAUACGGUGAUGGCAGUACCUCUGUGUGUAGUUCAGACCAGAGGUCAGAGGAAGAUCUCCAGCUGUCAGAUGAGCAGGCCAGCCUCCAGAUCACAGGAGGCAUGGCACAGAUGCUUAUGAACCACCCUCACUUGGCGGCUCAGAUAAUGUUGUUCAGGAGUAUGACACAGCUGAGUGAACAGCGGUGGCAGCCACCGCCCACAUUCCUGCAGCAGUCAAGGCUUUCCAAUCUGCUUUUAGCCCUUGCCAAUCCUAAAGCAUCACAAGCAAUAUUGCAGAUUGAGCAGGGUCUUCAACUGUUGGCCACAGAGGCUCCCAUUCUUCUGCCCUGUUUUGCACCUUACCUGUCAGACUUAUGUUGGCUUCCUGGCCCCAGCUGCAGCUACCCUGAUACAGUGCUCAAGACCUGGAAUGGGCCAGUUACGGCUGAGCCCAAGAGGCCUGAGUGCUGCCACAAAUCUGGAGCAGUCCUGCACAGUCCGCGGUUCCGAGCUGGAGACACUUCCCAAUCCCUGCAAGCCCCGAAGAUUCGUUUCAGGAAACAGAUGAAAUUUCUUCAGGCUAUGGGGUUUAAAAAUUACCAUGCUAAUCUCCAGGCUCUCAUUGCUACCGAAGGGGACACUAAUGCUGCUAUUUGCAAGCUGCAGAAAUCCCUGGGAUCCUAACCCCCUGUCUAUCUGCCUACAGACAUAGGUGACCACCUCAGCUGCUUUUUCUAUCUGUCCUGAUGCUUCCACCUAGGAGAAGUCCUGUAAUAGAGAAACCAACCAAUGCUCUCUCCAUUGAGUACUAGACAAUUGGUCAUGGCUGGAACAUUUGUCAGUAAAAUGGCUACACCUUCUUGCCCUUCACUGGGGUUUGGCUUUCUUUUGCAGAAAAGUAACUAAAUGGGUUUGUCUUACCUACCAUGCAUACAUGA
Fukomys damarensis (Damara mole-rat) is the source of this 2316-nucleotide messenger RNA. It is a transcript of the gene Ubqlnl, whose product is annotated as ubiquilin like. Gene Ontology annotation, cellular component: cytosol. Bases 218 to 2062 code for a protein of 614 amino acids. Gene Ontology annotation, biological process: ubiquitin-dependent protein catabolic process. The record is from RefSeq and is a predicted model, not a curated record. NCBI's taxonomy places the organism in Eukaryota, Metazoa, Chordata, Mammalia, Rodentia, Bathyergidae. Gene Ontology annotation, molecular function: polyubiquitin modification-dependent protein binding. The transcript has a single exon.